AUGUGGUGGAAGAAGGCAGCGCGCAGCGACGACGCGCCGGCCGCAAGCGUCGAGGACGAGCUCAAGAGCUCCAUGGAGGUCUUCUGGCAGCCGCUUGUGGCGGCGCUUGCGACGGGCGAGCUUCAGGCCCAGGCGCCGGUCCAAGCCUUCCUGCAGCGAUGCGACGCCAUGGCCGCCGGUCGCCAUGAAUUCAAGAAGGAGUACCUCGAGAUCCGAGCAAGCGUCGAUGGCAGCGAAUGGUACGAAGCGGCCUUGACCGUGCAAACGCCUGCGACGUGGAAGAAGAACCGGUACACGGACGUGCUGCCGUUCGAGAAGACGCGCGUGAGGCUGCAGGGUCCGCCCUCGGACGACGCGGGCGACUACAUCAACGCCAACUUCAUCGACGAAAAGGCGUACAUUGCCUGCUGCGCGCCGCCGCCGUCGGCGAUCGCCGACUUUUGGUCGAUGAUCUGGCACGAAAACGUCCGCGUGAUCUUGAUGCUGACCAACUUUGUCGAGCGGCAAAUGCUCAAGGCCGACUGGUACUGGGAUCCGCGCGGAUCGGUCGUGCGGAUUGGCGACUUCACCGUGCACCUCGCCAAUGAGGCACCCUCGACGCUCGGCUACACGACGCGGUCUCUCGAACUCACGCACGUGCCAAGCAACGCGUCGCGGGUGUUGCACCACGUACAGCUCACGACGUGGCCAGACCACGGCGUGCUCACAGACUUCGGCGUCAUUGAGCCCAUGCUGCACCUCGUGAAUGCGCUCAACGACGCAGAAGCCCCCGGCCCGAUCGUCGUGCACUGCAGCGCCGGCAUUGGCCGGUCCGGCACGUUUAUCGCCAUCGAUAUGAUGCUCAAGCAGCUGCGUGCCGCCGUCGUACACGGUACCGACGUCACGCCCGCGCUCGAUGUGCGCGCCGUCGUCCAGCAGCUCCGGACCGACCGCCCCGGCAUGGUGCAGACCGCGGAGCAAUACGAAAUGAUAUACCAGUACUUGCGGCACGUGCUGCGCCGCGCGUAG
Saprolegnia parasitica CBS 223.65 is the source of this 1008-nucleotide messenger RNA. RefSeq lists its product as hypothetical. The record is from RefSeq and is a predicted model, not a curated record. Gene Ontology annotation, molecular function: protein tyrosine phosphatase activity. Bases 1 to 1008 code for a protein of 335 amino acids. The transcript is spliced from 6 exons. Gene Ontology annotation, biological process: protein dephosphorylation. NCBI's taxonomy places the organism in Eukaryota, Oomycota, Saprolegniomycetes, Saprolegniales, Saprolegniaceae.